Molecule: messenger RNA, 1176 nt
Organism: Helianthus annuus (common sunflower)
Lineage: Eukaryota; Viridiplantae; Streptophyta; Magnoliopsida; Asterales; Asteraceae
Exons: 2
Coding region: 1-1176 (391 amino acids)
Source: RefSeq, a predicted model, not a curated record
AUGAAUUUUUCAUCCCUUAGUAUUAGAGGUAUUCUUGGGGGUGGAAAGUCUAUGUGGGUUAAAGAGCUGAGGUUAAAUAACAAUAUUGGGGAGAUAGCGCUUCAAGAAUCCAAAUUAGAGAGUGUUUCCAGAGCUAAUUUGGUUGGGUUUUGGGGUAAUAAUAGUUUCGAGUUUUGUUAUACUGGUUCGGUUGGUCUUUCUGGCGGUUUAAUCUGGAUGUGGGAUCCGGACUCGAUUAAUAUUGAGGUCUUUGUGCAGAACAGAUGCUUCCUGAUUAUCAGGGGCACGUUGUCCGGUAAUGGGCCUGUUAUUAAUAUGGUCAAUGUAUACGCGCCUCAAAAUACAGAAGCUAAAUGUCAGUUAUGGAAUGAAUUAUCAAUUUUGAUCCGUUCAUACGAAGGAAAGUGGAUUCUAACAGGCGAUUUCAAUGCUGUACGUUUCAUUGAAGAAAGGAAAAAUUCUUACUUUAAAGCGGUUUAUGCCGAAAACUUUGACAAGUUUAUUUUUGACAAUGGGUUGCAAGAAUACCCUCUUCAGGGAUGUCAAUUCACAUGCAUCAGGGAUAAUGGUAGAAAAUUAAGUAAGUUGGACCGUUUUUUGGUGUGUUCGGAAUUUUUUAAUGCUUGGCCUUUGGCAUGUGCUAGAGUUCUUCCUGGGAGACACUCUGACCACUGCCCUAUUAUAUUGGAGGUUAUCGAUCAUAACUUUGGCCCUAGACCGUUCAGGAUUUUCAGUUCUUGGAUUAGUCAACCAGGAUUCGAGGAAGCGGUGACCGAGGCAAAUGACAGUUUUGUUUCGGAUGCUAAAGAAAAAGAAAAUGUGAACGUGGCUUUAUCCGAAUUGGAGACGCUUGAGAUGGAAAUGGAGAAUAGGGAUCUCGCCGAGGAAGAAGAAUGGAUUAUGGCUGAGAAUAAGAAAGUUAUUAAAGAAGUAGAUUUGAGGAAGAAUGCCGAUCUUAGACAAAGAUCGCGUCUGAAGUGGGCUUUAGAUGGGGAUGAAAAUUCCAAACUUUUUCAUGCUAUGGUGAAUAAUAGAAAAGCCGUUAACUCGAUUCGCGGUCUUACCAUUAAUGAUGAAUGGUGUACCAAACCUAAGUUAAUAAAGAAAGAAGUUCUCACGUUCUUCAUAGACAAGUUUAAAGAGAGUGUUCCGAAUAGACCGAAGUUGGUGUGUUAG